GCUUUCUGCCCCCUCUCUCAAAAGCACGCACAUAAGCGCUAAUAAUACCCCCGUCCCUCAGUUUGGGGGCCACAAACACGAAAAACCUAAAACAAGGCGUCCCACGCAGCGUCCCGCGUUACCGUGCUGUGCCGCAAGGCUGAGGCUGCGACAAGCCACCCUAGGUGGAACCCGCAUAUCUGCGCCGGGAAGAGGGGUGUCUUAAAGGAUUGCUCAGCCUGCUUUUGACCGAGCGACCGACGACAAGAACACGGCGAGACGCUGCAAGCCCAGCGAAACGAAACGCAAACGGCAGGCAGGCAAGAUGAUGGAGAGAAUGGACGGCGAGAAGCCGCAUAUGGUGAUUGGGAUUGAUUUGGGGAUGACAUGCACAGGUGUAGCCUACGCCAACCUCUCCAUCGGCAGCGAAACCAUCCGCUGGGUACAAAAAUGGCCCGGCCGCUUCCAAGCCAACGAGAACAAAGUGCCGACCGUCGUCGUCUACCCGUCGACGUCCGCGACGCCCAGCAGCUGGGGCUUCCUGAGCGAGACCAUCGCCGAGACGACCGCGCAGGACAAGGAGUACAAGGAGUGGUUCAAGACGAGCCUGGACCCGGAGCGGCUGCGGCAGAAGCAGCGCGAAGACCCCGAGGGCGCGCCGGGCAGCCUGGCCGAGGUGCAGAAGUGGUAUGGCGACUAUUUGCGCAAGAUGUACGAGUAUUUGGAGUUUAAGCUGGGCGGGGAGCUGAGUGGAUGUGAUUGGGCGAGCGCGCGGCUGGAGUUUAUCUUCAGCGUGCCGACGACGUGGGCGCCGCAUCCGACGGUGGAGACGUUUAAGAGGAUUGUGGUGGAGAGCGGGUUUGGGUCGCAUCCGGGGCAUGAGGUGUCGAUUGGGCUGACGGAGGCGGAGGCUGCGGCUGUUCACGUCUCCACCGAAGCACCUGGUAUCUUUCGCGAGAACGAUAUCUUGCUGGUGUGUGAUGCUGGGGGUGGGACGACGGAUCUAAGCGUGCUGAAGGUAACGGGGACGGUGAAUCAGGCGAUCAAUUUGCAGCAGCUUGAUGUUGUCUUCGGCGAGACUAUAGGGAGUGCGGCGAUUGACUACGAGUUUGAGAAGCUGGUUUCGACGCGGCUUGCUACGGCACACAGCACGGCACCUAUGCCCAUCGAUCCUCUGGACGCUGCAUGGGAGAUGAUGAAGUCGCGGGACUUCCAGGCCGUGAAGUGCGAAUACGGGUCCCCGGAUGACACACCCCUCUUCAGCAUUGGGAUCCCGCGACUACCACAUUCGUACAACAACAGCGAUCCGGAUGUCAGAAUACGAAACGGCGAGAUGACGUUUGAGCGGGAAGAUCUGCAGCGGCUGUUUGACAAGCAGAUUGCGAAGCUGUUCCGGUUGAUCGAUUCGCAAUUGAGUAGCUUGUACCAGAAGUAUCCGGCGGCGAAUGUUGCGCAUCUUGUGCUUUCGGGUGGCUUGGGGAAUUCGGCGUAUGUGCAGGCGCAGCUGAGGCAGCACUACGCUGCUACCGACAUGCCCAACACGCGCGGUAUCUCUGUACGUAUAGCGCCCGACCCGCAGCUCGCCGUCUGCAAAGGCCUGGUCUCGGACCGCGUACGGAAGCUACUCACAUCACAUUCCGUCCUCGGCUGGCGCUGCUGUCGAGCCUCGUAUGGCACGCUCUGCAAGAUCCUGUACGACAAGAAGAACCCAGAGCAUGCGACAAAGCAGCUUGUAAGAGACCCGAUGAACGGGAAGAUGUACAUUAUGCAGGCGAUAGCGUGGUUCGUGAAGAAGGGGGAGCCGGUGAGCGUCGACAAGCCCAUUGUGCACAACUUCAUCAAGAAGGUGGGCCCCGGAGAUCCGAGAAGAGCGUUUCCAACGAGCGUGAUCGAGAGCCACGUCGAGGCGAGGUCUUUGCCCGACCAGAUGAACCACGAAACGCGCAUUCUCUGCGAGAUCUCCUCAGACCUCAGCAGCACCGACGAGAAGAAAUUCAUCGAGAAGAACCGCCACUUCUGGUCCCUCGGAAAACACUACUUUAAAGUGGAAUACCAGGUGCGCGUCAUUAUCGGGCCGGCGGAUAUUCGCUUCGAGCUGUGGUUCAACAACCAGAAGCUGUCGCGGGACCAGUCGAUAAGGGUCGAGUGGAUACCUGCGCCGUCUCCAGUUCCCCAGACGCCUGUAGAUCUAUCAACGUACAAUCGGGUUGAACUUCCGGAUAGCCACCCGACGCAUAUGUCUGGAGGCUUGGUAGGGAUGAAUGGAUGGGGGCCGAUGAAUGGACAUGUGAUGGGCGGACAUGUCAUACAGGGGGUUGAUAGGACGGGAACGAACAUUGAGACGGGAAAUGGGGAAGAGAAGAAAGGAUGGAGAGGGAUCAAGAAUCCAGGAGGCUUGCUGGGUAGAGCGAGAGGGGGAAAGUGGCCUGUGUAUGGUUAAGGCUCGGCACAAAACGAUGCUCACUGUGCAUUCAUUUUUCCCUACGAUCCUACACAACCGGCGCCCGGAGUUUCCGUCUAAGGCACAGACACUUAGUAUGGCUGUAACAGGAGACAUAAGCACCAGGACUGUGGUGCAAGUGGACAAUGGG
Messenger RNA from Trematosphaeria pertusa, 2570 nucleotides. RefSeq lists its product as uncharacterized. Bases 317 to 2419 code for a protein of 700 amino acids. NCBI's taxonomy places the organism in Eukaryota, Fungi, Ascomycota, Dothideomycetes, Pleosporales, Trematosphaeriaceae. The transcript is spliced from 3 exons. The record is from RefSeq and is a predicted model, not a curated record.